ACAAGUGUUGUGACCGGGGUGGACUGUUAUUGUCACGGUGUGCGCAGCCAAUACUACCGUCGGAGCAUUUUGCGGGGACAAAGGCAAAACGCAGAGACAUCCUGCCGAAAUGGGGAAGGUGGAAGGAGGAAUGAAAUGUGUGAAAUACCUUUUGUUCGUGUUCAACUUUACAUUCUGGUUGAUGGGAUCCUUUGUUCUGGCAGUGGGACUGUGGCUGCGUUUUGACCCAGAAACUGUGUCCCUGCUCAAUGGUGAUAAGGCUCCAGACACUUUCUUCAUUGGCGUGUAUAUCCUGAUAGGUGCUGGCAGUCUGGUGAUGUUGGUUGGUUUCUUUGGUUGCUGUGGAGCUGUUCGGGAAUCUCAAUGCCUGCUGGGUUCAUUUUUUGCCUGUCUGUUGAUCAUCUUUGGUGCUGAGGUGGCCGCAGGGGUCUUUGGAUUCUUAAACAAAGACAAGAUUAUCGAAGAUGUUCAGAACUUCUACGCAACGACCUACAAUGAAAACAAUAACGGCACAUUGAUCAUCUCCUACCAGAAAGUACUGAACUGUUGUGGAACCAUAGCAAACCCCUGCCCUGAUCUCAAACCAGACACUACGGACUGUGAGACAGGCAUCAAGAACUUCUUCAACAGUAAACUCUACAUCAUUGGGUACGUGGGCAUCGGCAUUGCCGGAGUCAUGAUCAUUGGGAUGAUCUUCAGUAUGGUGCUCUGUUGUGCCAUUCGCAACAGCAGGGAGGUCAUUUAACCUGGAUCCUUGACCUCUACCCCUCACAUCUCCUGUACCCUGCCCCGAAAGACUGCACAGCUUUCAGUCAAAUGUCAACCAUCAUCCAUCCAGUGAACCAGGAAGAGACCAUGUUAGAAAAGUUCCUUCCCACUAUGGUGCUCAACCCAGCUCUCCUGGCCUGAUCUUCCACUAUUUUCUCUGCAUUUGUCUUUAUUUAUUUGCAGCAUACCCUACAUUUCAUAACAUACUGAUAAGACUUGGACCAUUCACAUUUCCUGUGGGAACAGUAACAUUUCUGAUGUUGAAACAACAAUAUGUCAAAUAGUUUUUUCCUCAUGGCCAUUUGGCUACCACUAAAAAUUUUAACCCACAUACUGUCACAGAAGUGUCAAUGCUUUUUCACACAGCCUUGACACUGACCCCUUGGCUCUGGGAAACUUUAGCCUGCGAGAGAGCAAUCUGGGGUGAAAGCAGCUGAGUUCGCUUAUCUGUGCAGUGUGCACACAAAUGAACACACACACACACCCACACACACACACACACAAACGCGCACAGACAGAGAAGCUCAGCAAUGUUGUGUUAUACGAGACCAUAGCCUUAAAAAAAAGGUUGUCUGGAAUCUCAUACGGAAUCCUGAUUGGUGGAAUCAGAGUGGGCUGUCAAGAGAGGGAACGGCCAGUGAAUGUUUUGAGAAUACAUCCAUCAUGCAGCCCCAGCGCUCUUACUCACACACAUACAGAAAACACAUAAGCUAUGAACUGUACAAUCAACACAAACCACUCUCUACAAGAACAAUCUGCAGUUAUUUUAAAGGAACAGUGUAACAUUUUCGGGAAUACGCCUUUUCACUUUCUUGUCUGUGCAGUAAAUAUGCACGUAAAGCUAACAACAGGUGAGUUUAGUUUAGCUUAGCAUAAAGACUAAAUAGCUAUUCUGCAUUUGUUCCCAGGAGACACCUGGUAGUUGGUAGAUGGAUUUUGUAACCUUAUGACCUUUUUCUGCAGAUUUUGUUACCUUUGGACAGAGCCAGCCUAGCUGUUUCACUUGUUUCCAAUCCUCAUGCUAAGCCAACCGGCUGCUCUCUUACGUAAGAGAAAUCCCUCUAUGAGUCUCGACUGUAUGUCAAGACGAUCAUGAGGACAUGUUUACAGGCUAAACAUACACUAGACAGUCGACUGAGAAUAGGCACCGGGGCUGUGAGAAUCAGUUAUCCAAGCAAGGCCUUUGAUCUCUUCCCACUUCCACCUUUCAACCCCUCUGUGCCUUAAAAGUGCAUCAUCCACAACAAAAGAAAAACUGGGAAACGACCCCUCGAUUCCCCUCACCUCAUCAACCCCAUCAGAUAAGAGGGUUGGGAAGACAUAAAUGGAAGAUUAAUCACUUCCACUUAGGAAGGUAUAUUCAGGCCACUGUUCAUUCUUUAGGGUUUAUUCCAAGUGUCAGGACUCUGGUAUGUAAAUAUGUGUGAGUUUUCUUGUAGUUGUCCAUUAUUUUUGGCUGAUGUGUUACUAUUUAACAUGCCGUGUGUAGACAAAGGCUUGCAGUAGUUGUACAGUGUUGUAGUCGUGACGGUGUUUGCAAUAGUCAAAGCAAAUCCAAACUAAAACAGCUUCUUAACGUGCCUUUCUUUCAUACCAAGCUAUUUUUGAACAACAUGUAGCAAAAGAACGUAGUGUGUGUACAUAAAGUUUUGUAGAGUUGGACUGCAAUUAAUUGUCACACAUUCAACCAGUAGCGCAUAUGGCUAGACCUGCCAUUAUUUUUUAGGUGAUUUUUGAAAGUGUUGCACUCGACUGUCAUCUCUGCCAAGAAAGCGAAAUGAUGAAAGCAACAACUGUUUGUCAGCCAACAAUUUCAAAAGCCUCUUGGUACUAAAAAAAUCUGUUCUGAGGAGCUAACCCAAUGAUCUUUAUGGUGUUUAUGUUCAAAUGAUCAAGCUACGUGGAAGACUUUUCACAUUUCAGUGUAAUGAGACAUGUGAGGAGACAACAAAUGCUUACUUACCACUUCAUGUUGUUGGGACUGUCACUUAAGAGGAGAUCAACUGGGAACAGUUUCACGCAGCUCCAUCCACAAAGCUGUAGUGUUCCUCUGUUGUUUGAGCAAAUCUGAAGAUGUAAUGUACUGUGCACAUAAAAAGACACUGUGUACACAGUAGAGCCUUUCGUAGUUGAUUGUGUGUUAAUUUAUUUUAAUACCAUUCCAGGCUUCUCAGGAAGAUAGGUGUUUGAAGUUUAAUAAAGCUGUUAAGUUUUA
This is a messenger RNA of Micropterus dolomieu (smallmouth bass), 2983 nucleotides long. It is a transcript of the gene tspan2b, whose product is annotated as tetraspanin 2b. The record is from RefSeq and is a predicted model, not a curated record. Lineage: Eukaryota; Metazoa; Chordata; Actinopteri; Centrarchiformes; Centrarchidae. Bases 110 to 745 code for a protein of 211 amino acids. Gene Ontology annotation, cellular component: membrane. The transcript has 8 exons.